Messenger RNA from Funneliformis mosseae, 1328 nucleotides. Lineage: Eukaryota; Fungi; Glomeromycota; Glomeromycetes; Glomerales; Glomeraceae. The record is from the annotation of a GenBank genome assembly.
AUUCGUUGUCCAACAAAUUGAGGCAAGUCGUUCUCGAUAGCUGUGGAUACGGUAUUAUUGUUGAAUGCCAGCGAACAACCAGCGAUAUCUCCCUUCCUAAAGAAAUAGAGAGUCCCGCCCACAGCGUUGGUUGGAUGUCUGCCUGUCAAAUCGUCUCGGUGCCAACAUCGACGGAACUUGGCAUUUUCAUAUACGAAAAGGACAAUCAGAAUCGUUUUAACAACCUUAUUGAAAACAUCACCUAUCCUAAAAAUGACAUCUUGGUGUAUGUUCGCUACCUCCAGACCGGACAGAUUGAAAAAAAACUUAUCUCAAAGAACGUGCGAAUGCUUGGUGGGCUUCGUACUGGAAUCCCAAUUUCUAUCUUGGAAAACUUUGAAAAUGGUUCAAGUGCAUGGAGUGAUAACCUUUUAAUUGUGGAGCUUAAAGCUUGUGCUGGCGGUCGAUAUAUUGUGACCGCGGGAUCAGGAGACAAUGCUAUUGUAUUUAAGACCAAGUCGCAAACUGGCUUUAAAGAUCGUGCGAUACAGAGUGACCAAUUUGAUGAUUUUGCCGAUCUUCCAGAAUUUGACUAUUGCAUUUUGGGACCCUCGACGGUUUUUACUUGUGAACCUAAAGUUGGUGAGAAAAUCCAGAUCCACGUGGACGGGUCAUGGUAUGAUGUUAAAGUUACCGAGGUCAAUGGUGAUUCUGUAAAGCAUGUUGCUUGGUCUCCGACUUCCUCAAACAGCCCAAUAGAAGACAUUGAAAAAGAUGAAGAUACUGAAAAAGGCGAAGACGGUGGACAAGAUGAUGAUUCUGAAGGUGAUGGUUAUUACCUUGGCUUCACAGAAGACGAAGAACUUGAACAUAAAAAAAAUCCUGAUAAAUCUUGGUGUCCAUGGACGGAAGGAAAAACGAGUUGGGAUAUCAGGCCUUAUCGCUGCCUUCACGUUGGCGAUCUUGUCGAAGCACCCGUCACAUACCCAGACUAUCUCUUCCGUUACCAUGGCCUUGAAGAGUCACAGCUUUAUCUCCCAGCUCGCAUUAUUGAUGUUCAGGAUGAUCAGUAUAUAAUUAAAUUCAGCCCUGCUGUCAGCGCUUACGCUUGGUGGCCCGGUCGUGCUUCAAGUGACGAAUUUCCUCGCGAACCAGGCUCUAAGGAAACUGUUAAGAAUCCAUUUGAUGGCAUACAGGUUACCAUGAAUAUGGAUUGGGUUCGCCCUUACUCUGCUGGACCAAACCCUGUUUUUGGUACGCAGUCAAUAAGACCACAUAGUUGGUCAGCGUUUCAGGGCGUCCAAUUCACAGACUUGCAACAAAUCGAUGAUGAUGUCCUGUGGAAAUGA